Messenger RNA from Bolinopsis microptera, 2088 nucleotides. RefSeq names its product F-box only protein 47-like. The transcript is spliced from 5 exons. The record is from RefSeq and is a predicted model, not a curated record. Lineage: Eukaryota; Metazoa; Ctenophora; Tentaculata; Lobata; Bolinopsidae. The coding region runs from base 11 to 1405 and encodes 464 amino acids.
UUAGGCUAAGAUGAAAAGGCACACUGCAGCUGGUAGGAAAACGUUUAAAAGGAGACGAAAAGAAGUGAUUAAUCUGACCUACCAGCGUCCAAUGGGUCUUUUUACCGAUCUACCAGAAGAGAUCAUACAGAGUAUUCUGGGUGAAUACAUUCCUUUGAGCUCAUUGGCAGUAUUGGCACAAACAAGCAAAUCUAUGUGCACUUACAUUAGAGAACUGGCCAUCGACAGUCAAUUAAUCAUACAACCAAUUUGUAAAUACAUUGUUAAAAACUGGUGUCCUAGAAUUUCAGUUUAUUUUGCUCACAUAGGAUCCUUUUUAAGAAUGGCAUCGUCUUACUUGAACACAAAAGAUAAAUUAAGAGUGUUAGAAACAUUCAUUUUUACAUUGGAAGAAUCAUUCAUAGAGAUAAGUCAAAAGUUAUCACUUGAGUUUGCAUAUGACUGUAUCGGACUAUUGAUACAAAGAUUUGUAAUCAAAUGGGAUGAUGAUGGUCUCCGGGAAGUCUUUACUGUAAUCAGCAGAUUGUCAAAACUCCAUGAAAGAUUAAACAGAGUUCUCUCAGUUGACAACCCUGGAAUACUGAGGAAAUUCGAGCAAGAUAUCAGACUCUUUGUUCGACUGGUUUUUAUUGAGAAAGUAUCUUCGUCAGAUCAGCAUUGUUUAUGGUUGUCCCUUUUAAUGGAAUUGUUUCCAACACAACGGGCUAGAUUACUGUUUCUCUUGUAUGGACCUACUGAGGAAGUCGAGGAUGAAGGUAGUGCCAUAGUUGAUUGGUAUCUACUAGCUCAAUGUACUGAUUAUGGCCAUUUUAUCUGCCCAUAUGAAAUCUUAAAAGACCUCGCUGAUGUUUUUACUCUGGUAUCUAAUUCUGAGAGGUUCAAGUGGUCAGAGACAGCCAUUAUACGGUUCUUCAAUGAAAUAACAUGUACCCCAGAUGAAUGGUGUCACGAGAACCAAGCAAAGCUCCUUUUUCUAUUGGGACAAGACAUGGCUGUAAAGAUUCUUCAAGCAAAACUCAAAACAAACAACAUAUCUGAUUUUGCAGGCAUUGCUUAUCACCUGGCACAAGUAUCGUCACCAAGCUCACAAGAAAGUUCCCCGCAUUCACUGACCUGGUUUGUUGAGGUGGUAUUCAAAUCCAUAUUAGUACUCCCAGCACCAUCUUCAAGAAGCUAUGUCAUAGCUGAGAUAUUCAGCACUUGGAAGGAGAAUAUUCAGUCAUUAACAGAUGACCUUCAAGAUAAUUUCAUUCUCAAUGAUUUUGGUAACCUGGUAGAAAGAUGGCGUGCUUCAGUAACAAACCUUUCCUUGUUAACCCAUCUUCUCACUGAAGCUUUAUUGUCUGAUAAACCUGGGAGCUUGAUCAGCUGUAAAAAGCUCUUUCAACAUGACAACGGAAUCUAAUAUCAAACUGCGUUCUUCAAACAGUGUUAUUUUGUCUGUUCUUUUCAACUUUUCAACUUAUACCGCUCACGAUAAAAUUAUUACACAUCUGCAUCUUUGUUUAAGGGGGCCACGGUCCUAAUUUUGUGAAUCAUGGACAUCUACCAGAUACUUUUUACUCCAUAAAAAACAUUGAUCCUGGCCGAAAUUGUAGGUUCUUAAAUUUAGCGUGUUACAUGUAUAAUUCUAUUGCUCAAUUUUCAACCGUGAUUUACCCAAAAUUAAAAUUUUCUUAUACAGAAUAACACAUAUGAGCCAUUAUUUUGGCCAGGAUUAAUAUUUAUGAUGGAAUAAGAAGCAUGGCAUCUGGAAGAUCUCAGUCACCUCUUUUAGAAAAUAUCAUAAAAUCUAUUUCCAUGAUUCACAAUAUUGGGACCCCCCUGGCCCUUCCCUUUAUACUUUUAUGUCUGUUGUUCUAAAUGUGGAUAGAAUUGGAGUGAGUUAAUCAUUAUCACAAAGUUGAUCUGGUUCAGCGUCAACUAUUCUAAUGCAAAUGUUUUCAAUGGCUAGUUUAGAUAUGUUUGAAAACAUUUCGUUUUUGUAAAAUUUUAACGUAGAAAUUAUAUUUAUUCUUUUAUUGAAAUGACUUAGUGACAAUUGGAGCUGAGCAGUAUUGCAAUGAUUAGUUUGAAAUAUUAUUUGGU